AUGUCUAGUUCCAUUAUUUCCCAACUAAAUAAAGAGGACAUCAUUGAAGACAGCGUCAAGGACUUAGUAUUCGACGUUCUUGGUGAACUGUCCGUUUCAUACGGUGCUGCUGACGACGUCAAAUUGGGUAACGCCAUGGCGAUGGAAGCUACGCAGAGCGCUCCCACAAUCAAGUUCACACCCUUCGACAAAAGCCAAUUGUCAGUUGACGAUAAACUGGCUUUGUUGAUGACCGACCCGGACGCGCCUUCAAGAACUGACCACAAGUGGUCAGAGGUUUGCCACUACAUUGUGACGGAUAUUCCUGUCGAGUACGGACCUGGAGGAGACAUUGCUAUUUCUGGGAAGGGUACCGUGAGAAAUAACUAUAUUGGACCCGGCCCACCCAAGAAUUCCGGUUACCAUAGGUACGUGUUCUUCUUGUGCAAGCAACCCAAGGAAGCGGACUCCUCUAGCUUUACCAAGGUUGAGAACAUCAUCUCUUGGGGGUACGGAACCCCUGGUGCAGGCGCCUAUGACUAUAUCAAGGAGAAUAAUCUGCAAUUAAUCGGUGCUAAUUACUACAUGGUUGAAAAUACGACCGUUGACUUUAACUAUGACAUGUGA
Molecule: messenger RNA, 606 nt
Organism: Saccharomyces mikatae IFO 1815
Lineage: Eukaryota; Fungi; Ascomycota; Saccharomycetes; Saccharomycetales; Saccharomycetaceae
Exons: 1
Coding region: 1-606 (201 amino acids)
Biological process (GO): regulation of proteolysis; regulation of Ras protein signal transduction
Molecular function (GO): phospholipid binding; peptidase inhibitor activity
Source: RefSeq, a predicted model, not a curated record